CAUCCUUUGAUCGUGAGUAUCGGCGUGCAUACGAGCGAAACGAACCCCAUUUCACCAAGCUCCUUUCUCGCUCCGAUACGCCACCCCCUAUUGCUGCCGUCUUUUGCCGUCGCUACUUCAGUCAGCUCAGCCUGUGAUAAUGCCGGGUCUAUAUGACCCUCCUCCACCUGACUUUCUGACCUGCACCUGCAGUCUGGAACCUGCAAUUCAUACUCAGGGUCUGCAAUUGGCACUUGGGCCUCGAGCACUUGGCACUCUUGGUCCCAGAUAUGGAAGAUAUAGCCUCCAGGGGAGUCUCAGAGUCUGUGGCCUAUGCACUGGCCUGCACAUGGGUCCCCAGCCUGCCCCUUCAAAGCUGGCAUCAGACUGGAAGUGGGUGUCCAACAGGAGUUCUUUUGGAAUGGAAUACAAUAGACAGUAUAUAUAUAUACUAGAUUUUUUUCUUUCAUUCUUUUUCAUAUUUUUUUAUUUAGUUUUUGGGGAGUGUCAAAUGCAAAGAUUAUGUUUGAUGAUAUGAUGGACUUACCAAGUAGGCUGGAGAUUGUGAUCUUUGUUAGCUAGUUUGACAAUAUGAUUUAAGGAAAUAAUGGAAGGGAAAGUGUGGUGUAUUCAUUGUGUAGCAAAUGUAUAUAGAACUGCUUGAAUUGAUUUUUAUGAAGUCAUUGACUUCAUUUGUAACUUUAGGUUGAAUUAACCAGAGUUUGCAGCAUUCUACAAACAGUGCAAUGUUUGGAAAUAUUACUGUAUCCUAUAGACAGCCUUUUUAAUAUCAGCUGAACAAGUCAGUGGUGGGACAACUUCUAUAGGAAUGUGUAAAUAAAGUUAUUACUGGCUAUUUUGGGCUUUUUAAGAAUAUUUGAACAUUUUCAAUACAGCUUAUAUCAUGUCCUCUUUUCUUGCCAAUAUGUGAGAAAACAAGUCAUAUAGAUGCUAGUGUGGAGCUUUUGGAUUAUUGUGAGUUGAACGAACCUCAAACUCUGGUGCACUGACAUCUCUUCUUAUCAUCUGCAGGACAUAGGUAUUGCUAAGCACAAGCGGUGGAAAUUUUCAUAGGAAAAGGAUGAUAAUUGUAUUCCCAAACCCAAACUUGUCAGUUUUGAUGAUAUGGAUUAUUCAAACUUACUUUAUGAGUGAUGCGUUCUAUCCAGAGAAAUUUAUAUUGUUAUUUUGUGAUGUAUUGCUGUUUCAAAGUUUAAUUAUUACAAUAUGAAUAUAUUUGCAUUUGUUAAACAAUGAUAUUUUAGUUGAUUGAUCAGCAGUACUCAAUGUUUGACACUAUUUUAUUGACACCAAAUUGUGUGAUAAUAAGAGAUGAAUUUAAUCGCUACUAGCUUUUUCCAUGUGAUAAGGGAAUUUAGCCUUUGUAUUUUUGUGUUUUGCAACUUGUCAUUAUUCUUAAAUACAGAAGGGAGUUUUGUGUUAAUAGAAGGAUUGUUUGAGCUUUGUGUUUUCUUUACUGGUAAUGGGUUAUCAUUGGCAUCUUCAGUUACCAAAGUAACAUUAAACCAUCACAUAAAUAGAGGUUUAUUUUUAUGUAAUGAAACAGAUUGUGUGUGUAUGUUUGUAUUUGUUUGUUUAGAUGCAUUUUUUUUUUUCUUUUUAGUUCAUUCACUCAUUCAUUUAUUCAUAAGUACGUAUGCAUGGAAAUGAGAAUGGGAAUAUGUGAGUCUAUCAAUGUAUUUAUUUUUUCUAGUGAUUUUCUUUAUAGAAAAGGGUAGUAGUCAGUGUUAAGAAGAGACAGAGUCUGAGGAAGUCUUUACAGAUGUGAACUGCAGGAAUUUAUGAGUAUGAGUCCAGAUGGAAAAGCUUUAGCCAAGAUUUAUUUAAAACGUUGUAUGGGAAAAUAGGAAAAAAACAAACAAACAUGAAAAAUACAAAAAAAAAAGAAAAAGUAUUUUUAACUGAAUUUUUGUAUGCUCUUUUUUGUAUAUGCCUGAUAUUUACACUUACUCAUUAGCAGAUAUUUUUAUUGAAACAGUAAACUAGCAGCCCUCAUUGCUGCUUCCCUUCAGUCAGAACCAAGUUUCAAGUUUCAGACAGUGAUUCUUGUUGCUAAUUCUUCCAAAUUUAUUCACUUGUUUAGAUUCAUCCUACAAAGAAAAGAAAAGAAAAAAUAAAUAUCCUUCACCUUUCCAUAGACAUUCUAUCUUUUCUUUCUGUUUUCCUCUCUUUCCCAAGUAAAUAUUUCCUGAUUAUGUGAACUAUGUAUUUGUAUGAUGAAAAAAAA
Molecule: messenger RNA, 2227 nt
Organism: Penaeus vannamei (Pacific white shrimp)
Lineage: Eukaryota; Metazoa; Arthropoda; Malacostraca; Decapoda; Penaeidae
Source: RefSeq, a predicted model, not a curated record